Neoarius graeffei (lesser salmon catfish) is the source of this 2374-nucleotide messenger RNA. It is a transcript of the gene mfsd2ab, whose product is annotated as MFSD2 lysolipid transporter A, lysophospholipid b. Gene Ontology annotation, molecular function: lysophospholipid:sodium symporter activity. Gene Ontology annotation, cellular component: membrane. Gene Ontology annotation, biological process: carbohydrate transport. The transcript is spliced from 14 exons. The record is from RefSeq and is a predicted model, not a curated record. NCBI's taxonomy places the organism in Eukaryota, Metazoa, Chordata, Actinopteri, Siluriformes, Ariidae. Bases 155 to 1732 code for a protein of 525 amino acids.
GGCGGGGCUACAGGCAGAAAUGGUAUAGAGUGGACGGACUCUCGGUUGUUUCAGUUCGCCGGCGUUUACGGUAGAGUUACAAUUAAAAUAAAGACUAAAGGCGGGAGAGUUUUAGUUAAACCUUAUCCGCUGUUUAAAGAGACGUGUCGCUGAGAUGGCCAGAGGAGAAGGAGUUGAGCAGUUUUCUAAGACCAGUCUGCUGAAGAAAGGACCGGCUCAUGAGAACAGCACGGAUUUUAGGAGGGAGGAGAAAAGACACUUGUCGGUGUGCAGUAAACUGUGUUAUGCUAUAGGAGGAGCGCCUUAUCAGAUCACAGGAUGUGCCUUGGGUUUUUUCCUUCAGAUCUAUCUCCUGGAUGUUGCUCUGCUGGAUCCAUUCAAUGCCUCCAUUAUCCUGUUUGUGGGACGAGCUUGGGAUGCUAUCACAGACCCCACUGUGGGAUUCCUGGUCAGCCGGACACCGUGGACCAGAUUUGGGAGGAUGAUGCCAUGGAUUAUUCUGUCCACGCCGUUUGCAGUCGUGUCCUAUUUUCUCAUCUGGUAUGUGCCUCCUUUCGAGCAGGGCAAAAUUAUCUGGUACCUCCUAUUCUACUGCCUCUUCCAGAGUCUGCAAACGUGCUUCCAUGUGCCAUACUCAGCCCUCACCAUGUUCAUCAGUUCAGAACAGAAAGAGAGAGAUUCAGCAACAGCUUAUCGUAUGACUGUGGAGGUUUUAGGAACGGUCAUCGGCACUGGAAUACAAGGCCAGAUCGUGGGGAUGGCCAAUGCACCCUGCAUACCAGUUGGAAAUGAUCUCAACUCCACUUCCCAGAACUUUGAAUCUGAGUUCAACGCCAGCCAUCCACUUGUUUCCCUGCAACACACAAGACAGGCUUACAUGAUCGCUUCAGGAGUUAUUUGUGUCAUCUAUGUCCUUUGUGCCAUCACACUCUUCUGUGGCGUGAAGGAACACGAAGGGAUCUCAAAGGUCCAAUCAGAGCAGAUCUCCUUCUUCCGGGGCAUCCGUCUAGUAAUGGGGCAUGGUCCAUAUACCAAGCUGGUGAUGGGCUUCUUAUUCACCUCUCUGGCUUUUAUGCUCCUGGAAGGCAACUUUGCUCUGUUCUGUUCUUCCACUCUGGGCUUCAGAGAUGACUUUCAGAACAUCCUACUGGUCGUCAUGCUCUCUGCCACGCUCACCAUCCCAUUCUGGCAGUGGUUCCUUACUCGGUUUGGAAAGAAAACUGCUGUCUAUGUUGGGACUACAAUCGUGAUUCCAUUCCUGAUCACAGUGGUCCUGUUGAAACGUAAUCUCAUCGUGACUUACAUUAUUGCCUUUGCUUCUGGAGUCAGUAUUGCUGCUGCCUUCCUCCUGCCCUGGUCCAUGCUUCCCGAUGUGGUUGAUGACUUCAAAGUGCUGAAUCCUAAAUCUCAGGGGCAUGAAGCCAUCUUCUACUCCUUCUACGUGUUCUUCACCAAGUUUGCCUCUGGUGUUUCUUUGGGAAUUUCAACUCUGAGCCUUGAUUAUGCUGGUUAUGUAACGAGAGGUUGCACACAACCAGCAGCGGUGGCUGUUACGCUGAAGGUUCUGGUCUCCGCUGCUCCAACUGCACUAAUCAUCAUAGGACUGCUCAUAUUCAUCUCUUAUCCCAUUAACGAAGAACGGCGCCAGGGAAACCGCAAACUGCUCAACGAGCAAAGGGAGCUGGAGUCAGAAACAGACUCAUCAGAAACUGAACUGGUCAAUGUAUUGUAACAUCACAAAACUCUAAAGAGGUCCUUCAAAAUGGAUGACCAAAUAAGGGACCCACUGAGGCAAACGGAUUGCCCACAGAUUCAUGCCCCAAGCGGAGGAUCUGAAAGAUACAGGUCACAUUGUCAUCCAGUGUCUGAAAGCUGCUCAACCACAUGCAGAUCCAGAAGACUCCAGUUUUUUCCCCCCCUUCUCUCUCCCUUUUAAACAUGCACAAAAGCUUGAAAUGUGAUAUGAAGUUUGUCUGUGUUCGUGCUACUUGCCAGAAUGGGAUUAGUUUCCUGAACUUGAAAAGCAUGCGGCACUCACAUUGCACUAACAUGUUCUCUACCUGCCUGAUGGGGAGAAACUUCACACAUUAUUGUUUUUUGUUUUUUUUUGUAAUUCGAGUACUGUUUCAUUAAAUCAAGGGUGCCUCUUUUUUAAUACAUGAAAUGAGUUUGUAUAUACACAAGGAACGAUUAGCACUUUUCUAGUGUUGCCAGAUAUGAGCAGUAUAUUACACUACAUUUUUACAGUGUAUAGAAUAAAGCAAAGUGUGGGUGUGUAGGGGGGGACGGGACUACAUACCUGUUUGUGUUUAAUUCAAAUCCCCAUUUUUUAAAAUUAUUAUUAUUAUUAUUAUUAUUAUUAUUAUUUUUUUUU